Trichobilharzia regenti is the source of this 642-nucleotide messenger RNA. Lineage: Eukaryota; Metazoa; Platyhelminthes; Trematoda; Strigeidida; Schistosomatidae. The record is from the annotation of a GenBank genome assembly.
AUGUCAGCUUACGCAUAUCCCCUAUUUACUUUAAUGCUUUAUAUACUUAUAUGUACAAUAAAAAUGAAAUUUACUAUCAUUGAAGCUAAAAAUUGUCCACCUACUGAGAUAACAAGUUCUUCACAAAGAAGUUUGAAUUCCAAAUUAAAAUGUCUUCGAUUAUUUACUGAACAAUCUCAAGAUGGGGAUUGGUUCGAUAUAUGCGAUAGUAAUGAGCUGCUUUCAUCACUUUUUAUAUGGAAAAUACAGUCGGCUUGUGCUCCAGCGUCUGGGAGUUCUGGAAAGCAAAGAUAUUGGCUAUUAUACGAACAACCCCAUUUCACUGGUCCCUACAUACUUCUCGGUCCUGAUAGAUGUGUAGACAACGUUUAUAAAUACAAGUUGAUAUCAAUCUCUUCAAUACUUACAUGUACACAGAAUUUACAAACCUCGCCUUAUCCUACAGUGAAUUGUCAUUAUCCGAAGCAACCAUGGAGACAAUUACAAUCACUGAUGCAGCAUACUAAGGACAGUAAGGAUAAAUCACAAGAUGGUGUCAGUAAAGGAAAAAUCUGUUUCCAAGUAAAAGGGGAAAUCCAUGCCACACUGCGUAAAACUCAAAAUUUAACUGAUUUACUAAGAGAAAGUGUAAAUAAUAAAUAA